AUGAUUUCGAAAGUAUUGGAGCGCUGUCGGGAUUUCUUUCAGAGUCUACCGUUAUGGACUAAGACCGUAGCAUGGACAGCGUUGUUCAUUCAGCUGAUGUCCUUCACGGGUUUUCCAACGGGUUAUUUGGCAUUAUCAUGGAGUAAUGUGUUUCAAAAAUGCCUAGUCUUCGAGGUUUACACAUAUGUAUUUUUACAUGUCUCUCUUUUACAUAUAAUAUUUAAUUUCGUAUCUUUACUCCCAUUAAUGGCCAAGUUUGAAAAGGAGCAUGGCACUUUUGCAUGUAUGUUCAUAACAUUGGUGCCGUAUACCCUAUUCCCUGCCUUCGUGCAUCUUAUCUCUUAUCGCUUUAUUUUCGCAAAGGAGUCAGUUUCUAUUGCUGGAUUCAGCGGAUGGGCCUUUGCAUUUAUAUCUGCGACUUGUCUCCAGAAUCCUCAAGAGCCGAUUCAAAACUACAUUCCAGGAAAGUAUAUUCCUCUAAUUUACUUGUUUAUUACUACCAUUUUUGUACCUUACGCCAGUUUCAUCGGCCAUGCCUCCGGAGCUGCUGCUGGCUAUGCAACGCCUUACAUUCUUGAGCACAUACCUUUAAAUAGAUGGGCAGAAAAAUUUGAUUCAUUAGGGAACCGCUUCAAAAGUUACCGAUCCUACGACGAACUGGCAUAUGCAUCGCUGCCUAUUGCAGAGCCAAGCACUGGUAAUCCCAACUUUCCUGGAAAGGGAACCCGAUUGGGAAUUUGA
Molecule: messenger RNA, 741 nt
Organism: Schizosaccharomyces osmophilus
Lineage: Eukaryota; Fungi; Ascomycota; Schizosaccharomycetes; Schizosaccharomycetales; Schizosaccharomycetaceae
Gene: rbd2
Product: Golgi rhomboid protease Rbd2
Exons: 3
Coding region: 1-741 (246 amino acids)
Cellular component (GO): membrane
Molecular function (GO): serine-type endopeptidase activity
Source: RefSeq, a predicted model, not a curated record